AUGCAGAAGUGUGCUGGAAAGAUGUGGAGCUGUAUAUCAGAUUUCUUUACCUAUGAGACAACCAAGUCCGUGGUGGUAAAGAGCUGGACCAUCGGCAUCAUCAACCGUGCUGUCCAACUCCUCAUCAUCACAUACUUCAUUGGUUGGGUGUUUUUGACCGAGAAAGCAUAUCAAGUGAGAGACACAGCCAUAGAAUCAUCAGUGAUGACUAAAGUGAAAGGUUUUGGAGAGUAUAACAACCGGAUCAUGGAUGUAGCUGAUUAUGUCACACCCACUCAAGGGGCGUCAGUGUUCUGCAUCAUCACUAAGCUCAUCACAACAGAGAACCAAGUACAGGGAAACUGUCCUGAGAGUGAGAUGAAAUUCAAAUGUGAUGAUGACAAUGCAUGUAAGAAGUAUAUGUCAAAACCUUCUAGCAAUGGCUUGCCGACAGGCAGAUGUGUAAACUUCAACGUAACACACAAAACCUGUGAGAUCAGAGGAUGGUGUCCAGCAGAGAUUGAUGAUGUUCAGCCAAACCCCAUGAUGGAGGUGGAGAACUUCACCAUCUUCAUUAAGAACAGCAUUCGCUUUCCCCGUUUUAACUUCACAAAGGGAAACUUCUUGCCCAACAUCAACAGUAGCUACAUAAAGAAAUGUAACUUUGACUUUGAGAGUAACAUGUAUUGUCCCAUAUUCAAAGUGGGGGACGUGAUACGAUUUGCACAGCAAGAGUUCACCACUCUUGCAAAAAAAGGGGGAGUGAUAGGGAUAAAAAUAGCAUGGGUGUGUGAUUUAGAUAAAGCAGAUGAUGAGUGUAAGCCCGCCUACUCCUUCACGCGUCUGGACGCCAUGUCAGAGAAAACCUCUGUGUCUCCAGGAUACAACUUCAGGUAUGCAAAGUAUUUUAAAAUGGAGAAUGGAACGGAGUAUCGCACUCUGCUGAAAGCCUAUGCCAUCAGAUUUGAUGUGCUGGUUAACGGAGACGCAGGAAAAUUUGACAUGAUCCCAACUCUAAUCAACAUGGUUGCUGCCUUCACCUCUGUGGGUGUGGGAACUGUCCUUUGUGACAUCAUUUUGCUGAACUUCUUGAAAGGAGCUGACCAGUACAAAGCCAAGAAAUUUGAAGAGGUAUCAGAUUCACAUAUUCAGAGCAGUAAUUCUUUAUACAGGACCAGAGACCAGAGCCAACAGUCAGUCAAACCAGAAGAGAAGUUCUCGAAUGAUUCUGGAGCGUAUUCCCUUGAACAAUAUAGCUAA
Messenger RNA from Myxocyprinus asiaticus (Chinese sucker), 1239 nucleotides. RefSeq names its product P2X purinoceptor 3-like. The transcript is spliced from 12 exons. The record is from RefSeq and is a predicted model, not a curated record. The coding region runs from base 1 to 1239 and encodes 412 amino acids. Gene Ontology annotation, biological process: monoatomic cation transmembrane transport; response to ATP. NCBI's taxonomy places the organism in Eukaryota, Metazoa, Chordata, Actinopteri, Cypriniformes, Catostomidae. Gene Ontology annotation, molecular function: extracellularly ATP-gated monoatomic cation channel activity; purinergic nucleotide receptor activity; ATP binding. Gene Ontology annotation, cellular component: plasma membrane; nuclear inner membrane.